AUGGAGAAGGGCGAGUCCAUCGAGAUCAUUACCUGUGGUGAGGAGGUUUCCCAGGAUCAACGUGAGAUCCUUCAGGAGCGGCAGCUGAUUAACAACCCCGUGAAAAUGUGUAUGCGCUCCUGCGCAGACCAGAUCAAUGGAGUGGUGGACGACGCGGCGUCAACACCCAAGAAGUCAAAACGACCUCGGAAUGAAAUGACCAUGUACCAGAAAGUGGCCAAGAUUGUCACCGUCCUGGAAUGGCUGCCGCAGAUGACCUGCCACAAGCUCCGCGCCGACCUGGUGGCCGGGCUGACGGUGGGGGUCAUGGUCAUCCCCCAGAGCAUGUCCUACGGCGCCAUCGCCGGGUUGCCGUACAUCAACGGCAUGUACUCCGCCUGCGUCCCCACGUUGAUCUACGCCUUGUUCGGGCAGAGCCGGCAGCUGGCCGUGGGCCCCGUGGCCAUGGUCUCCCUCCUGGUGGAGGCCGGGCUCAAUGGACAGCUGGGCCCGGAGUGCACGGUGGAGGACAAGCCGCAGUACGAGACCUGUCCGGAAGAAUAUGUGGGACUCGCAUGUUUGACGGCAGCCAUGGUGGGCGUGAUGCAAAUCCUGGCCAGUGUGUUGAAACUGGGCUUUUUGGUCACCUUUCUCGGGCAUCCUGUGAUCAGCGGCUUCACAAGUGGGGCGGCCAUCAUCAUUGCCCUCAGCCAGCUGAAGUAUGUACUUGGCUAUGACCUUCCAAAGUCACAAUACAUCUAUGAGACGAUCUAUAAUGUGAUCAUCAAGAUCGACCAAACCAAGGGGAUGCCUUUGCUCUUAGGCUGUGUUUGGCUGGCUUACCUGAUCACCAACAAAAACUUGGCGCUGAAGUUCAAGCGCUUGAAGAUGUUGGGCCCCAUGGGCCCUUUGAUCAGCUGUUUGGUGGGAACAGUGAUGAUAUGGGCAUUCCCCAUCUUCACAGAGACCUUUCACGUGAAAUACGUUGGUGAGAUUCCUUCAGGCCUGUUUCCUAUGAGCAUUGAUAGCUGGCAGCUGGCCAAAAUCCCCACCGUCAUCGGUACGGCCAUGUCGGCCACCCUGAUCGGCUAUAUGGAAUCUAUUGCCAUCGGCAAAAACCUGGCGGCCACCAACGGCUACGAGAUCGACGCCACGCAGGAGAUGCUGGCGCUGGGCAUCGCCAAUGUGGUGGGAGCAGGGCUUCCCAGGGGCUCCGCGGUGAAUAACUCCACGGGAGCCCUGUCGCAGUUCAGUGGCGUACUCACGGCCUUGGUGAUGUUGGCCACGCUCAUGUUUUUGACGCCGCUGUUCUACUACCUCCCCAAGUUCGCCCUGGCCGCCAUCGUCAUGAAUUCGGUGAUCCCUUUAGUGGCCUUUCAGGAAGCGCGGCAUUUGUUCCACGUGAAGAAGCAGGAUUUCCUGCUGUGGGUCACUGCCUUCUUGGGCACUCUGUUCUUGGGAGUGUUGAUGGGCAUUUUGGUGGCCGUGGGUCUCAGUUUGAUCAUCGUCAUCUACGAGUCCGCGCGGCCGCAGAUCACCAUUCUGUGGCGCAUCCCAGGGACCUCCAUCUAUCGCAACAUGAAGCAGGAAUCCAGUGGCACCUUCAUCCAGAACGUCUUCAUUGCACGCAUCGGCUCAUCCCUGUACUUUGCCAACGCUUCCUUUGUGAAGGAAAUGCUUCUGUCGCACGUCAACGACUUGGAGGAAGUGAACCCCACGCGGUAUAUAGAACCAGCAGUGGAUGAUACCCAUUUGGCCCAUCCCACUGACCCUGGGACCCCGGUGAUCUCUGUGGAUUCCACCGCCUGUCACGUCAUCAAAGACGUCGUGAAUGACUUCCGCACGAGGGGUAUGCACGUCGCUUUCGCCAUGACGGGCAACCGGGUGGAGAAGACGCUCCGCAAAGCGGGGCUGCGGAAGUUCAUCGGGGACCAGUGGUUCUUUCCCACCGUGGAGGAGGCGGUCCAGUACUGCGUGAAGCACCAACAUGCCAGGCGCCGUCAGAGCAAGGGAUCCUCAGAGGGUCAGGAGAAAUUGGACCAGGCCAAGAUCGAUGAGAUUGACAUCUCUGCGAUCCAGGUGCACUGUGGCAAUGAGAUCGGCUUCAGCAAUGACCUGCACUCCAACUGCUCCAUGGUCUUCGUGAGUUUGUCCAAGGAUGUGCCCAUGAUCAUGACGGAGAUCACAGGCGUUUUCAAGAAGAACCACAUCACCAUCAUCAGAGCUCAGAUUGAUCCCACGGGGGAUGAGAUGGGAGCGAAGCACAUCUAUUUCGUGCGCAGCUUGCGCACGCAAUCGAAGCUCUCGGGUGUCGAGGUCUCAAGGGUGCGAGAGGAUUUGGAGGUGGUUCUGCGGAGACAUAAGUUGAUGAGCAGUAGUUUCAGAGAUUUGAAUCACCGUGGCGAAGAUAGCCCAGAUCGAAGUCCCGAUCGAAUUGCGAGGUUGGAAGAGGCAUUGGUUUCACAACAGGAGCUGAAUCGCAAUUUAGAAGAACAAGUCACUCGACUGCUGAGUCGCCCCGGAACAGGCACUUGCCUUCCAGGCUGCCUCCCAGCCAAUCUGUUGGGCCGCACGCAUGACCUCGGCUAA
This is a messenger RNA of Cladocopium goreaui, 2568 nucleotides long. The record is from the annotation of a GenBank genome assembly. Lineage: Eukaryota; Dinophyceae; Suessiales; Symbiodiniaceae.